AUGGCCGACACGAGCAAUUUUUACCAUGGAGAGGCAUUGUACAAGGUUGAGAGAAACCCCACGGCCCAUGAGAUCCAGUCAAAUAAGCCCUGCAAGGACGAUAGCUCAGCUCAGUGUUCUUGCUGCAACCCCAGGGGAUGGCCCCGUGCAGUCAAGAUCCUCGUUCCUGUUGCAGUGGCUGCUGCGGUUCUAGCUGGUGUCAUAGCAGCCACUGUUCUAGGAACGAGGGGUACUCAAUAUCCCGAUUAUUUACCACUCGACUAUUUCCUGGUGGAUGAGUACCACCCAUCCUCCUUCUUUGAUCACUUCUGGCACCCUACCAAUGGAUUCGUCGAGUAUGUCGACCGUAAACAAGCAGAGUCCCUCAAUUUGAUACAUUCUACAGGCUCAUCUGUAAGCAUCAGAGUCGACAACAAAACCCGCGUAGGCUACGCGCCCCGAGGCAGAAAGUCCGUCCGACUCGAGUCCAAGAAAGGCUACGACAUGGGCCUAUUCAUCUUCGACAUUAUCCACACACCCUACGGCUGCGGAACCUGGCCCGCCCUGUGGCUCGCUGACACAUACAACUGGCCGCUCAACGGGGAAAUCGACGUCCUCGAAACCACAAACAGAGCUACAGAAGGCAACGUGGUCACCCUGCACACCGAUAAGGGCUGCAGCGUCAAGGGAAGACGGAAGCAGCUGGGCAGCGCGCAGUACUCGACGUGCGAUGAUAAGCACGGGAACGCGGGCUGUGCUGUUCAAGCUCGCCCGGCCACAUACGGGCAGGAGCUCAAUGAAGAUGGCGGUGCUAUAUACGCGGUCGAACUGCGAGAAGCAGGAAUCCGAGUCUGGGGUUUCCCGCGCGGCUCCAUCCCAGAUGACAUCUCGAGUAUGGAGCGCAGACCUGACCCGUCCUCUUGGGGUCCAGCUCUGGCUGACUUCCCCAGCACACACUGCGACAUCCCGUCUCACUUUAGCAACCAGAGCAUCAUUGUCAACAUUGAUCUGUGCGGCGAGAUGGGCGCCCAACGGGAGGAGUACAAUGAUUUGUACGGUUGUCCGGCAACAUGUCAGGAGUUUGUCGCUCGUAACGCGCAAAAUUUAUCGCAGGCUUAUUGGGAGUUUCGCAGUUUUCGGAUCUAUCAGACGAUGUGA
Molecule: messenger RNA, 1137 nt
Organism: Aspergillus fumigatus Af293
Lineage: Eukaryota; Fungi; Ascomycota; Eurotiomycetes; Eurotiales; Aspergillaceae
Gene: eng5
Product: putative endo-1,3(4)-beta-glucanase
Biological process (GO): glucan catabolic process
Molecular function (GO): hydrolase activity, hydrolyzing O-glycosyl compounds
Source: RefSeq, a predicted model, not a curated record